Molecule: messenger RNA, 1540 nt
Organism: Galendromus occidentalis (western predatory mite)
Lineage: Eukaryota; Metazoa; Arthropoda; Arachnida; Mesostigmata; Phytoseiidae
Product: protein phosphatase 1L
Exons: 7
Coding region: 171-1346 (391 amino acids)
Biological process (GO): protein dephosphorylation
Molecular function (GO): cation binding; protein serine/threonine phosphatase activity
Source: RefSeq, a predicted model, not a curated record
GGUGCUCUCGUAGCGGUGUUCUCAACGCUACGAACUGAUUUCUCGGGGAUAAAAGGUGGAGGAUUCAGUGGAUGGCUCCCGCAGUUCGCUCAGAUGAUUCUCGCGUCAUCGAAGCCGCAUCGCGCUCAUCGUUCUGAGAUAUAAUUUAAAGCGAGAAUUUUUCUACAAUCAUGGAUGACUCAGUCGAAGUCGAGGUUCUGCUACAGUUUUUGUGGGCGCACGUGGAGCUCGUGUCAAACCUGUCGCGGAUGUGUCCUUUACCCUUCGAAUCAAUUUUAUACGUGUGCGCCCUCUUCGACCGAACGACAGUCUUAGAAAUCGUUUCCCUCGUGAUGGUGAUAGCAUCUUGUCUACUGUUAAUUCGUCAUCCGGAGUGUCAUUCGUAUAUACGCGAGAGCUUCCGGCUACUACCAGGCGCAUUGAGGAACUUACGCCUAAAAGUUCAAGUUUGUGAAGUCAGUCCAUCGUUGCCUCCAAUACAACGGGUCUCGGGUGUCGAAUGGUCCGCCGAUGACACACUCGCUGAAGUAUACGCUAUGCAAGGGAAUCGUGCGCAUAUGGAGGACCGAUUCAGCAUGAUGUCCGUUCCGGAGAAGCACCUCUACCUCUACGGAAUAUUCGACGGUCACGGCGGAGAGACCGCUGCGGAAUACGCCCAAAAGAAGCUGUUCCCAGCAAUCGUCGAUCGAAUCCGUAAACCUCGAUCCGACAUCGAGAUUAUACAAAUUCAGGACACGCUACGGCAGGAGAUCCUCAAACUCGACGAAAACUUCGUGAAAGAGUCUAAAAAGAGCAAAAAUUAUUCGGGCACGACUUGUCUAGUAGCUGUUGUAUUCAGAGACACGCUCAUCGUGGCCAACGUGGGCGACUCACGAGGCGUGAUGGCGACGGACAACGGCCGGACCGUCCCGUUGUCUUUCGACCACAAACCGCAGCAGCUGAAGGAGAGGAAGCGUAUUGAGGACGCUGGUGGUUUCAUUUCAUUCAAUGGCGUUUGGCGCGUGGCGGGAAUUCUCGCCACAUCGAGAGCCUUGGGAGACUACCCUCUCAAAGAUCGUAAUUUGGUCACCGCCGAGCCAGACAUCCUGACAUUCAACUUGGCCCAGCAGAAGAGCGCCUUCGUAAUUUUGGCUUCAGACGGUCUCUGGGACGCUUUCGAUAAUGAAAAUGCCGUCACCUUCAUCCGGGAACGCUACGGCAGCUCCAGAUCGCCGGGCGUCUGCAAGGAGUUGGCGAAGCGGGCGAACCUGAAAGGCUCACAGGACAACAUCACCGUCCUCCUGAUUGAUUUCGCGAAGUAUUCCCUUCUCCAACAAGCUCCCGAUCAAGUGAAAGAUGACCGGUAGCUCCCGAUUACCGAGGAGUGCAAAGGGUCCUCCACUUGAUCCAGCAAACUGAGCAAAAAAUCUCAUGUAGAAACUUGGGGGUUUCGCACGGGAAUAACUUUGAAAGUCGAAGUCCGAUUCCUGUUCCGUCCACAUGACUUUCCGGAUGGCAUACUUUGUACACAAUUCAAAUAAUAAACUAAAGAUAUUUUUGU